CUUUCCAGAAAACUGCAUGGAAGCUUGCAGAAGCUCAUAAAGUCGAAACGAACGCAGAAAGCCUCGAAAUGGGCCUCUGGAUGCUCUUGAGCAUCUUCCUGUGUGUUGUGUUGAGAGUAUGUUUCAGUCAGCUUACGUAUGCCCCUAGUAUGCCGGACGCUCCCAAAACGGCAUGCCGAUUGCCAACUUCGAUCGGAGGCUCCGUCAACAAGCUUACAAAAAGUGACACACCCGACCACGGGAAGGUACUUUGAAUGCUACCUCACCAAAAUUUUCAAACAAGGUUGGGGAAAGCUGCAGUCGAAUCAGUGCAAAACUGUUCCGCGCGGUCCUGCAUCGUAUUGCGAUCAUUUUACAGAAGAGCACAGCCUCGGCAGGUUACCUCGAUUCGACAACAAUCGAGCUUCUAAAAUUGCACUCGAUAGUUCCGCGAACAAUGCCUCUCUUCAGCGUUUCAGUAAUCCAUGGGUCUACGUACACAUCACGCUGGAAUCAGCUCUUCGGUGCCUUUCCAGACGAAACAUGGUUCUCCUUGCCCGGUCUAGUUUGCUCUGCCUGCCUUUUCUUAGAAGCAGCUAUCGGGUGUAUUUUCCACAACCAAAAAAACUUGACAAGAGCAUCUUCCUAACAUUCUUCCUCUUCGUUUGAGGAGGUUAUUAGUCUUGAUACGCCUCUUCUAAACACAG
Lindgomyces ingoldianus is the source of this 686-nucleotide messenger RNA. RefSeq lists its product as uncharacterized. The record is from RefSeq and is a predicted model, not a curated record. Lineage: Eukaryota; Fungi; Ascomycota; Dothideomycetes; Pleosporales; Lindgomycetaceae. Bases 139 to 648 code for a protein of 169 amino acids. The transcript is spliced from 2 exons.